Aspergillus viridinutans is the source of this 2511-nucleotide messenger RNA. Its product is annotated as putative Rho guanyl nucleotide exchange factor. The transcript is spliced from 5 exons. Gene Ontology annotation, molecular function: guanyl-nucleotide exchange factor activity. Bases 1 to 2511 code for a protein of 836 amino acids. The record is from RefSeq and is a predicted model, not a curated record. NCBI's taxonomy places the organism in Eukaryota, Fungi, Ascomycota, Eurotiomycetes, Eurotiales, Aspergillaceae.
AUGGAAGAGUCCAAGGAGGAUACCCUAUCUGAAACACCGCUCCUUCUCGUGGAACCUCCGAACUCAGAAGUGAAAGUAGCGGAUGCGAGUGAUUCAGUUCAUGACUCAGGAGGACGAUCAACUGAUUCAGGAUCAUUUAGGAGAUGGUUUGAAGAGUUCUGGCUGAAGAGGAGUCUUCCAUCUCCAGCCCAGAAACACGUUGACGGUUGGCCCGAGAUCCUGUUGACCAAGUGCUCCAACGACGACUGGUCACCUCACUGUGGCCUUCAAGAUCAGCAGUGGGAACAGUUAUCAGCCCAUUCGUCACAUCUGGGGAUUGUCAAAACAGCGAGCUUCACUGACCAAAGCGUAGGGAGAUCAAGGGCUGCAACACAGAGCACCUUCAACCCGAGCAUACAUUCGGGCGGUCGUGGUUCAAUCGAGAGCUUGAGGCCUACUGUCAGCCCUUCCAUAUCUCAUGCAGUGUUACUUCACUCUCUUGAGAGGCGUCAAAUACUUCGGGAGAUCAUCACUACUGAAACUGACUACGUGUUCGGGUUGAAGGCCCUUGCUGAUGUAUGCCCGAAAGCAGUAUCUCGUGCAAUUGAUCUUGAAACUGACCUUUUCCCGUCAAUCGACCAGGUACUCCUCAUUUGUUCCGUCAGACCCCGGAUAUAUCGCAACGUCCAACAGAUUCGAGAACUACACCAGACCUUCUUGGCAAGGGCUCGUGCCGUGAGCCCCAAGUCCGUUUCGGCUGCAUCCGAGGUCGAUAAGCUGUUCCCUCAGGGCGUUGCUAAAGGCUUGAGGGCGAUUGACUUGAAACGCCUUAAUAGCUUUCAAAGCAGAUCCUUGAGGAAGCAGAGCCUGAAGACAUCGAUAAUUGCCCACCUCAACUCAUUGGCUGCGCAAGGUUCGGAAGCCUAUGACAUUGCGCACGAGAUUGCUGCAUUGUCAAAGUCCUUCAAGCUCUAUGAAGACUUCUGUAGCAAUUUUGAACUACUCUUGCAAGACGUGAGCCUUCUGCGCGGGUCAAUACCGAAUUGGGAAACCUUCGAAGGAGGCAUAGAAUCUCUUUCAAAGUCUGUGACGUCCUUAGAGAACAAGCUCGUGACAGAUAAUAGAUCAAUGUCUUUGAGUGAUCUUGUCGUCAAGCCAGUUCAGCGACUUUGUAAGUAUGAGCUGUUCUUGAGGGAACUACUAAAGUGCACGCCGAUCCAAGAUGACCCGUUAUCGCAUGAUAAAAUCAAGGAAGUACUGGAUGGCCUUCGCCCAACAAUCGAGCGAGUCAAUCAAGCCAAUGAAACUCUCAAGCAAAGGGAACUCAUUGCAAAAACCCUCUUGCUGAGAGAAAAGCUCGAACUGCCAGAGCCGGACAUUGUUCACGAUAUCUACCUACAAUUGGGGCCCAUCAAACUAUGUGGCGUUCUUCAUGCGACCUACCAGUUACCGGCAGAUAUUGUGGGUGAAUACGUCGUCUGCGCUCUGUUUGAGAGCUAUCUUGUUCUGGCUGCUUCAAGAGACGGCUGUUCAAGACUCCGGGCUGUGGCGUGCUUGUACGUCCGUGAUCUAAAGAUCGACACCUUGAGAAACGGGCGAGGGCUAUGUUGCUACGGAUGCUUAUUCUCGUGGAAGCUGAUAUUUGAACAUCAAAAUAAUCAGUACGAGCUGGUCUUGAGCGCGUCAUCGGCGAUUGAAGAGAAGCAAUGGAAAACCGAGAUACUUAGGGCGGCGGCGGCGUUGACCGAAGUUUCGACAGCAGGGCAAUCGGAAUCAAGUCUAUACUCCUUUGAGGUGCUAGGUCUACUCCCACUCGAAUGCUCGACGGGUUUAACACCUCUCUUGUCCCGAAAAUCUUCCAUCCACUCAUUGGCCACUUCUGCGAGUAAGGCGAAUUUGCAGCAUAUUGUGAUCAGAAAAACGCAUAAGCCUGGAGAGGCAUCGCCUGAGGCGGAUGGAGAAAUCGAACGCCCAAAGAUUCCCCCUUGGGCCUCAGCGCUGGUCUUGACAACAAGAAGACAAGAUAGAGUUGAUCUGGAACGAUUCAUCUUCAACAUAUAUACAAAGAGCUCACUGCCUUAUCCUGGAAUGCCUCCGGCCAAAGGCAAGGACUUGCUCAAGCCUAGUAAGCUCAUGGUAGCUAUCCGGGAAGGGGUGUACAGACGUUCUAGCUCCGGAGGCCUUCCAACCGCUAGGCGUCCCGCCAUAGUACUUGCUCCUGCAAAAACCAGCAAAAAUGAGCAAAUCGGCCGGGGUGAGAAGGGUAGAACUGAUGAAUUGCCUGUUAUCGAGGACAAGAAGAAAGCUGUCUCCCCUAUGAGUCGCAUGGGAACGGUUCGACGAGCUCUAACUGUCAGGUUUCAGGCCAGACACAAGUCUGCUUCUCAUGCUGAUCUGCCUUUGCAGUGUAAGGAGCAAUCAGACCAACCUUUUCCCAAGGUGUCAGUACGAGAUAUCUUCAACUCUGUAUCUCGGAGGAGCUCAAAGAGAGGUUUGCAUUUAGCUUUGAGCAUGGAUGGUGGAGCACAAUGA